AUGUUGUAAAGAUAAACCAUAAUUUGUUGGAAGUAAAUAGAACAAAAUGAAUGGAAAAGAUCAAAUUAUUAUACAGAGCAUAAUGGCUAUAUUCAGCAGGAGAGGAUUAAAAAUUAUUAUAUGAAAGGGGAUAUUAACUAGAAUGAGUUAACUCAUAUGUAUACUCUUGAAACACAUUCUAAUUCUAUUUGGGCAAUAAGUUUGAAUGAAAUUGAGACAAUCUUAAUUUCCUGUAGAAAUGAAAAAUAAACAAUGGUGUGGGAAAAACAUUAAGGGAUGUUUUAUAUUAAGUAAGUAUUUACUCCUGUUUUGGAUUGUGCAGGUUGCCAUAUUAAAUUCUUGAAUAAAAUAAAUUCAUCUGGGUGACUAGCAGCAAAACAUAAACUGCCUUUUGUAUGAGGAUGUUUAUUAUAGAAUCCAAUUAAAUAAUCCAAGAAAAUACCUUGGAUGUGCCUUAUUCCCAAAAGUAUAUUUGAAAAAGAUAAAUGUUUUGAUAGUAUCUAUAAAAUCAAUAUAUUUGAUGAAGGAAAUUAAUGGUAGAUUCAUUAUAUAAAGUGAAUUUAGAUUGUGGUACUAAGUGGAGCAUUGGUACAAUUACUGAUAAUGGAAAUAAUUUUUUUAUAUAUUUAGUUUUUUGGGACAAUCUUAAGGUAGGAUACACAUCAUAUGAAUUAAUAUGA
Molecule: messenger RNA, 680 nt
Organism: Paramecium octaurelia
Lineage: Eukaryota; Ciliophora; Oligohymenophorea; Peniculida; Parameciidae
Source: the annotation of a GenBank genome assembly